Molecule: messenger RNA, 1605 nt
Organism: Aplysia californica (California sea hare)
Lineage: Eukaryota; Metazoa; Mollusca; Gastropoda; Aplysiida; Aplysiidae
Product: coiled-coil domain-containing protein 181
Molecular function (GO): microtubule binding
Source: RefSeq, a predicted model, not a curated record
CCAAACACAAAUGGCUGAUAACUAAGUCGAAAUGGCAGUUCUAUGGAAAUCUAGUCACUUUUUUUACUGUCUCAAGCGGUGAUGAAAGGAUACAACUAAUUUCAUUAAGAUUAAUUUGCAACGUGCAUUUGAUUUCACAAUGGAUUCAACCGCUGUAGAACCCAACAACAACAACAACAACAACAGCAAAGGUGCCACCACUGACGACUCGUAUGAGGAUGAUUUUGAGCCCGAUUCUCAUUCUGAAGAGCGUCCAGCUCCCAGCGCCUCCCCAUUCAAGAUGAAGAGCCCCCUGAGUACGAUGUGAAGGACAGGAUAGAGCAGCUCAACGCAGAACUGGCCAAUGAGCCGGAGCCUAAUGAGGAAGACAGGGAGCACCGCGUGGGAUUCAAGGCUGAGAUUGUUGAUCUGGUGGCCCCGCCUCCUCCAGACUACAGCGAUGACGAGUCGAGGCCAAACAGUGCCCGGGGAGAACCCCAGCCUGUGGCAACUGAGGCCACUCCCACUAGCAACAAAGAUAGUGGAGACAGUAACAAAGAGAACUCUGAGGAUCUGAAUAAAAAGCAGUACGUCGUUGAGCGGGAUGGGAACUUUGAAGUGGUGAGUUCAAAUGAUCUAACUGCAGAUGAGAGGGCACUGUAUGUUCAGGAAGAGGAUGAUGAUGGGAAGAAACAGGAAAAACAGAGCAACAAUCAAAAGGCUCGUGACAAGUCUCAGACUUCAUCAACAUCCAGUAGCGAGUCUUCGAAGAUGGUGCCAACGCCUCCUUCUAAGCCGCGGCCCAACACAGCAUCCACAGGUCCUCGUCGCAAUGUGCGACCAGCACAGUCACCCCGGCCAAAGUCGGCCGGCCACACAUCUAACUCUAACACAUCUCUAGACAACUUCUCCUACAAUUCCCCAUAUGCCAUGUCGCAGGAGCAGAAAGAACAAGCAAAAGAGUUGUCACGAAAACAAGAGGAGGAACGAAGAGAAAAGGAGAAAAGAAAGCAAGAAGAAGAGGAGGAAAGGAGACAGGAAAAUGAGUCUGCUUUUAGGGCAUGGCUGGAACACAAAAGAGAGGAGAGACGCAAGAAUCAAAAUCAAAAUGGCGAGGAGCACAAAUCAGAAAAGGAAAAGUUGGAACAAGAGGAGAGAGAAGAAAAUGAGGAGGCAUAUAAGGCUUGGUUGAAGGAGAAGAGGUCCCAAGGAAAGAAGGAUAAACUUCUAAAACGUAGACAGCAGCAAGAACAGAUGGAAGGUUUCUACAUCAGACCCAGAGAAGAAUGUGACAGAGCUUUCAGAGAGUGGCUGAAGAAGAAGAAUGCUGAUCUGAAAAAGCAGCACGACACAGAGCGACAGAGGAAUAGAAUGUACAGGCUUCAAGUCAGAAGAUCUAAGAAGACCAGUGCGCUUGUUAAAGCUCUGAAAGAAUCCCAAGCAUUUCGUUAUAUGUAUGAGGAUUGACGAGCUUCCCAUGAUGUGUGACUGUGAGGAGAUUUUGGGCUUCUGAAAUGUAGAGAAUGGAUCCAUCAUUCAUACAGAUUACACAAAUCAUCCUCACUUCACCCAGGUGGGAAUGGGUACCUGCCUAUAGACAGCGAAAAGUCUUGUCAGUUUGUUAAU